GCCUUUUAGAAGCGUGCCUAGGGGGAAGCGCCAGAAACCCACCCGCGGCGCCCCUCUCGUGCAGAAGGAGAUCGCCAAUGCUGCUGUCGCCCGGACGCUGUCGACUCGGUUUCUUUUCAUGGUUUCCAAUGUUCCAGUACUUGGGGGUUGCGUGGGUCUGGGAUUUUUACCCAUUUACCCCCUACUCCGUAGGGGGGGCGAAAACUGUGGGACACGACAAAAAACCUGGGACACUUAAUCCCACAACGCGUGAAAACAUACCCAUUUUCCCAUACAAAUCCAUACUUCGAAAUACAUUCCAUAUCCACUACAAUCGUAUCUGCCCAUUUCGCCAAUUGUACGACGUACCCCCCCCCCCUGUAACGCAACAUCCCUAUUAUAACCUGCCCCGAAGCUCCCUAUACGCUAGUUAAUGGAUUGCGCGCCGCGAAUGCUAUUCUUCGAAGCGAACGGUGAACUCGGUCUGGCCAUUCUCUUUCAGUUCGAUAAGCGGCUCGACAAUACGGAUCUUCAAAAAGCGCUGUUACGUAUUGUACGAAGGUAUUGUAUGCUGGGCUAUCUAGGGAUUCCCCCCUAGACCCUAGACGGCCCUAUAUACUUACUUAUACCGAG
Messenger RNA from Chaetomium fimeti, 612 nucleotides. RefSeq lists its product as uncharacterized. The coding region runs from base 78 to 413 and encodes 111 amino acids. The record is from RefSeq and is a predicted model, not a curated record. The transcript has 2 exons. NCBI's taxonomy places the organism in Eukaryota, Fungi, Ascomycota, Sordariomycetes, Sordariales, Chaetomiaceae.